Coccidioides immitis RS is the source of this 1183-nucleotide messenger RNA. RefSeq names its product ADP-ribosylation factor-like protein 1. Gene Ontology annotation, cellular component: Golgi apparatus; cytoplasm. Gene Ontology annotation, molecular function: GTP binding; GTPase activity. Bases 235 to 786 code for a protein of 183 amino acids. Gene Ontology annotation, biological process: intracellular protein transport; vesicle-mediated transport. The record is from RefSeq and is a predicted model, not a curated record. Lineage: Eukaryota; Fungi; Ascomycota; Eurotiomycetes; Onygenales; Onygenaceae. The transcript is spliced from 6 exons.
CUUCACUCUCAUAUCACUCCUGCUAUUACAAUCUGGCAACACUUUUGACGCUUUCCUUUAGGGCUCCGACUUUCAUCCGCACCUUAGGGAUAUCCUGCCGUCACCGACCGGCGUGUUGAAUGUACCCCUAAACCAAGAAUUCUCAACGUUUCGUUGGACUGUCUAAGAAACACCUGUCAUUUUCGGUGCGAGCCCGCCGGCCUUCCUAUAGUUCUCGCUGCACAACGUCCAACGAUGGGUGGAUCGCUCUCCAGACUCUUGUCCUUUGGAUGGUGGGCGAAGAAAGAAAUACGUAUCUUGAUUCUGGGACUUGACAAUGCUGGGAAGACGACACUUCUCUAUCGCCUCAAGAUUGGCGAGGUUGUAACCACGAUACCUACAAUCGGAUUCAAUGUCGAAUCUGUCACAUAUAAGAAUCUCAAUCUCAACGUUUGGGAUCUCGGAGGACAAACGUCGAUACGCCCCUACUGGCGAUGCUACUACGCCAAUACAGCCGCCGUUAUAUUCGUCAUUGACUCGACAGAUAUUGAGCGACUAGGCACAGCGUCAGAUGAGCUAGCAGCAAUGUUAAAUGAAGAGGAACUCCGUGACGCGGCCCUUUUGGUUUUUGCAAACAAGCAGGAUCAACCAGGUGCCAAGGGCGCUGGAGAAAUUUCAGAGGCGUUGAAGUUGGGUGAACUGAGAGACAGGAAUUGGAGUAUAGUUGCUUGUUCUGCUAUUGAUGGUAAAGGCAUUGACGAAGGUAUGGAUUGGUUGGUGCAAACUGUUCAGUCAGAAAAUUCAUGAGACCAGGUUACCUAGCUUCUGCAUUGCUCAUCACUAAGGAACUAUUACGCAUAGCUCCUGUCGGUUAUUCCACCGCAUAGUUUCCUGCAUUUGUGAAGGCGCGUUUUCUUUAAUACAGGCCAUGACACAUUCACUAUAUCCGUCUUUAUAUAUCCGACCUUGCGCCUCAGCGAGUACACAUACGGAGGGAUUUUUGAUGCUAGAUAUAGGAAGUUUGGGUUUAAAGCAAAGCAUCCACGGUCCCAAAUUGAUCGCUUCGAAUGUCGGCAAGCCUAGAUGCCGUCUCCAACGAAAACCCAUCAGUUAAGAGCCGGUAUUGUGCGGCGACCGGGAGGAAAGAGCAAUUUAUCCGACCGGGUAUUUCUGUUCCGUGGAAUAAAUUUUUUAUCCGAGAUAU